Molecule: messenger RNA, 2739 nt
Organism: Dipodomys spectabilis (banner-tailed kangaroo rat)
Lineage: Eukaryota; Metazoa; Chordata; Mammalia; Rodentia; Heteromyidae
Gene: Ceacam1
Product: CEA cell adhesion molecule 1
Exons: 10
Coding region: 372-1940 (522 amino acids)
Biological process (GO): signal transduction; regulation of immune system process
Cellular component (GO): cell surface; plasma membrane
Molecular function (GO): protein tyrosine kinase binding
Source: RefSeq, a predicted model, not a curated record
UGGGGGAAUCUCCCGGUACCCCUGGGCUGAGGAUGCCGGAGCCUGGGGGUUCUCCAUUGUCAUCACCACCACAGCUGCCUUCCCACCACAUCCGGGUCAGCUCCUGAAGACACUGCUCCCCGCUGGCUGUCCCUGGAUCUGGUCCCCCCUGGGCACCAGCCACGACUCAGGUGAUCCAUUCCUAGCCCCUCCCCUCUUCUAGAAUCUUCUCUGUCACUUUCUUGCCACAGGAGAAUCCCACUGGGCUUGCUGGCUUUCUGAGUCCUGAAAGGGAAACACUUCCCUGGGUUUGAGGACCCCCAAGGGGUCACAACCCCCCACCUCUACCCCCAAGCCAGGAUACCAGUGUGGCACUAAGGUAGAAAGGCACCAUGGAGCCCCGCUCAGCCUCUCCACGCAGGGGAUGUGUCCCCUGGCACGGGCUGCUGCUCUCAGCCUCCAUUUUAGCCCUGUGGGCCCCACUGGUGACAGCUCAGCUCACGAUCGAACCCGUGCCACCCAAUGCCGCUGAAGGACAGAACGUUGUCCUGAAGGCCCACAACCAGCCCCCAAAUGCUGAACUCUAUCGCUGGUACAAAGGGGAAACUACAGACGAAAGCCAUCGCCUUGGAGCGUUUUCAGCAAACUCGAAACAAAGCACCCCGGGCCCUGCCUAUAGUGGCCGAGAGACCAUCCAGGAGGAUGGAUCGCUCUUCUUCCAGAAUGUCACCGUCAAUGACACUGGAGUCUACACCCUGGACAUCUUAGAUCGUGAUUUUGCCAGUAAGAGGGCAUCUGGACAGUUCCAAGUAUUCGCCAAGUUACCCAAACCCUUCAUCACAAGCAACAACUCCAGCCCCAUGGAGGGGGAGGACUCUGUAGCAUUAACCUGUGAUCCUGAGACAGAGAAUACAAACUACCAGUGGUGGAUAAAUGGCCAGAGCCUUCCAAAUGACACCAGACUGCACCUGUCCCCAGACAACAGGAUUCUCACUUUAUCCCAUGUCACGAGGAAUGACAUGGGGCCCUAUGAGUGUGGAACCUGGAAUCUAGUGAGUGACAACCGAAGUGAUCCGUUCACCUUGAAUGUCUCCUAUGGCCCGGAUAUCCCCAUCAUAUCCCCCCCAAGCUCAUAUGUUGGUCAAGGGACCAACCUCAGCCUCUCCUGCCACACAGCCUCUAACCCGCCUGCACAGUACUCGUGGCUGUUCAAUGAGAGGCCUCAGUCAUCUACACCAGCACUCUUUAUCCCCAGCAUCACUGUCAACCAUAGUGGAUCUUAUGCCUGCUUCGCCUAUAACUCUGUUACUGGCCUCAAUAGCACCACAGUCAAGAAUAUUACAGUCCUUGAGCCGGUGACGCAGCCCUCCAUCCAAGCCAGCAACACCACGGUCACAGAACAGCAAUCUGUGGUUCUGACCUGCCACUCUACAGACCCUGGAAUCACGAUCCGGUGGCUUUUUAAUGAACAGAGUCUGCCGCUGACCACGAGGACGAAGCUGUCCAAAGACAACAGCACGCUCAGUAUAGACCCUGUCAGACGGGAGGACAGCGGGGAGUACAGGUGUGAGGUCUCCAACCCUGUCAGUUCAAGGAAGAGUAACCCUCUCAGGCUGGAUGUGAAUUAUGACCCAACACAAUCAAGUUCUGACCUUUCCCCUGGGGCCAUUGCUGGCAUCGUGGUUGGAGUUGUGGCCGGGGUGGCUCUGAUAGCAGCCCUGGCAUAUUUCUUGUACUCCAGGAAGACUGGCGGGGCAAGCAACCAGCGUGAUCUCACAGAGCACAAACCCUCAGCCUCCAGUCACAGUCCGGAAAUUUCUCGUGAUGAUGCUCCUAAUGAGAUGGAUGAAGUUUCAUAUACUUCCCUGAAGUUCAAUGCUGCACAACCAAAAAACUCAACGCCAGUACCCCCGACCUCAGUGGCUACAGAAACGGUUUACUCGGAAGUGAAAAAGAAGUAGCGCCUUCCACCUGCCUGAUGCAAUACUGCCACUUCCCAAGUCUCUCACCAUCUUGCUGGAAGACUCUCAGUCCUCAGGGAGAAAGGGGGGGGGGGGUCCCCCCCUCGCCCCCUUGUGCCCAUCUGGAAGGACUGCUGGACUCCUGUGGAAGAGAAGGUGCAUCCCAGAGUCUGGCAAAGCUGGCUUUUGGAGUCACCAGGAGCUCCCACCCUCUCAAGGGAGAGAAUAUUCCUUUACUACCCCUCCAGGCCUGUCUUAGCAGAGUCUAACUUGAGUUUGCCAUAGCCUUGAGGAUGAGAUCCUUUUUUCUUCUCUUUUUCUUUUUCUUUUGGUCGUGUUGUACCAGAAAAAAAGGGACAGAGAGAAAACAACAACAACAACAAAAAAGCAAAGCAGGAAUGGCUUUUCUCUCCAAAUUCAAGUAUGAAGCCACUAUAUAUAGGAAAAAGAAAUCUAUCACCCACAGUGCAUUGGGGAAUUCUCUACUUCUGUCCCAUCAGCGCAGCCUGUCUGUUGCAUCAGGGUCCAGAUACCUUGCUUUUUGGCUGAAACACCACCUAAUUGCCGCUUUGGGCAGGCCUGCCUCCAGAAAACCCACUAGAAGUAACUAGGAACUAUGGAGUUGUUAUCUGAUUCCUACUACAAAAGGCCAAAGUGCUCAUACAUCUUUAAUAAUAACUGCUGCUUACUUCAGGAAGUACCUAGAAAAGGACUGAGUACAGCCAAGGUGCUGGUGGCUCAAGCCUGUCAUCCUAGCUACCCAGGACGCUGAGAUCUGAGGAUCAUGGUUUGAAGCCAG